AUGGUCUGUACUCUUUGUUUCAGUGGUUGCCUUGUGCUAAAAUUGGUAGACCGUGAUUUGGAUUUCGACAUUCACGCCACCUGGCAAGAUUCUUCUGGCAUACCGAUGCCGCCCCCCUGUCUCGCCACCGACCCCGGUAAGGCUCGACAGAUUUCCUCGGAUGAAGUUGAGCCUUCAGGAUAUGAGAAUCAAGGUUCUUCCGUGAUCGAAUGCUUUUUGCACCCCACUUACGACAAGCUGUCGGCCUUCAAGUGGAUGGGUCCAGAUCCUCUGUCCAUGUCUACUCGGGCUAGCGACAUGUUCUUCUACAUGUCAGCGUUCGCUUUCCCUAUAGAAGUGCACUGGUUAGAGUUUCGACUAGUGCGAUUUGACCGGAAAUCUGGCGAGAGUACAGGAGAGCAUCUGUUCUUCCUACCCCGGGUUGAAACGGCCCUGAGGAAUCUCUGUCGGGUACGCGAACAGUUGCUAGACACGAUCUCCCGGCAACAACUUGGCGCAACAGGCAUUAGCUUCCGUCUGUCCCUUUGGCCUCGCAUGGAACCCCUACAAUACUCGAGUCACUCGACAUUUUCUCCGCUAGCUUAG
Messenger RNA from Penicillium salamii, 585 nucleotides. NCBI's taxonomy places the organism in Eukaryota, Fungi, Ascomycota, Eurotiomycetes, Eurotiales, Aspergillaceae. The record is from the annotation of a GenBank genome assembly.